Mytilus californianus (California mussel) is the source of this 1819-nucleotide messenger RNA. RefSeq lists its product as uncharacterized. Gene Ontology annotation, molecular function: zinc ion binding. The transcript has 2 exons. Bases 107 to 1795 code for a protein of 562 amino acids. The record is from RefSeq and is a predicted model, not a curated record. Lineage: Eukaryota; Metazoa; Mollusca; Bivalvia; Mytilida; Mytilidae.
CACCUACAAUUCACUGUACGUAAUAUGUGUAGUAGUUAUUCAUUAUUUAAGCAUCGAUUUAAGUUUACCUCUAUGGUGAAACUUGAAUACAUAUAAGAGCCUAAAAAUGGCCUCAUCAGUUUCACCGUUAUGUACCCUUUGUCAGGAUGAUGACAUGUCUAUUGCGGCAUUGACAUGGUGUACAGAUUGUGAAACAUUUCUGUGCUCGGAUUGCGAUAGAUAUCAUGGGAGAAUAAAAUCAACCAAACACCAUAAAAUGUUGUCCAUAGAAGAUUAUUGUCAGCUGCCUAAAUUUAUUCUUCAAACAGGAAAUAGAUGUCGUGAGCAUGAUAAAAAGUAUAAACUCUAUUGCUCAUUCCACGCAUGCGCGUGUUGUUUCCAGUGCUUUACAGAAAGUCAUCCGAACUGCAAAGAAAUAAAACAACUGUCGGAUGUUUUGAAGAAUGUGAAGUCGUCUGCUUCUGUUUCGAGAUUAGAAAGCGAUUUGUCAGAUCUUAAAGAGAAUUUUGAAAACAUAACUAAAAGUUUGCAAGAACGCAUAAAGGUCAUGCAAAACCAGAAGGCGUCUGCAUUAAAAGAAAUAAAGCGUGUACGGAAAACAAUUAAUGAGUAUCUUGACAAACUAGAGCACAAAAUGGUCAAUGACUUAAGCAUUGAACAUUCAAAAGUGGAACAAAAUACCGAUGAAAUGAUCAUCCAAAUUAGAAGCAAAUUGGAACACGUUGUGCAAUUGCAACUGGAUUUUUCAAAAAUGAUCAAAUUUGCAACCGAAAUGCAAACGUACGAAGGGCUUAAAGAAAUGGAAAAAACUUCUACCAACGAAGCCAAGUAUAUCGAAACUUUGAACAAUUCGGGUGGCCUCAACGAUAUAAAUCUAGUGGUAAAUUUUUCACCAGAUUUAUAUGCAGUUCUUCAAGAUGUGAAGUCAAUGGGGAAAAUAUCAAUUACCUCUAAAAAGAGCAAUUUAAAACUAAAAGUUGGUCAAAACAGUCAAGCUCAGCUUUUAUUUCAAAUGAUUAAACCAAUCAAUGAAAUAGAAGCAGUACUGAAAAAAACUUUCAGUUUACCAAAUGAUAUAGGAAGUCUAUGCAUUACAAGUUGUAGCAUAAUAUCAGAAGGUCAACUGGUAUUUGCGGAUCAGAAUAACGAAAGUUUGAUUUUAUGUGACAAAAAUGGCGUGUACGUCAGGAACAUUUUGAAAUUUUCGAGCUAUCCGUCUGAUAUUUGCCACAUCAGAAACAACAUUGUCGCUGCAACGUUACCUGACGCCCAUCAAAUUUUAUUAGUUGAUGUAAAAACAAAUAAAAUAGUUCAAACUGUUAAAGUAAAGUCAAAAUGUUACGGUGUUUAUUGCGAUGGAAAAACAAUUUCGGUUAGACUGCCGGAGGAAAAAUCUGUCGUUAUUCUAAGCAUAGACGGCAAUGUAAAACACACUUUAUCGAUACCGGGAAUAAAUGUAAAACGUUUUUCGACUUUUAACCAGAACCGUUUCUUUAUAAAUUGGAAGGAAAAUGAUGUUCUUUGCUACAACAGCAAUAGCGACUUAAUCUGGAAAUGUAAUGAAAACAUCAGUGAUCCCUCUGGAAUUACAAUUGACAAAAAUGGACUUAUCUAUAUUGCAUGCGACCAAAGCAGCAAAAUCGUAAUCUUUAGUAAUGAUGGCAAAUCGAGUAGACCAUUGUUGUCUUAUGACGACGGAAUCCGCAAUCCCUGGGCACUUGAUGUUGACAGAGAAACUUCAACACUUCUUGUCGCUAAUCGAGAUGGGGCAUCAAUUUUCCUUUACCAACUAUAAAAUACUAAAAUUGUUAGAUCAGUU